AUGACAGAUAAAGAAGAAAAUGUUAUCUCAGAAGAAUCAUUAAAUACAGAAACUAAAAAAGUUACAAAUAAAAGAUCCAGAGAUGAAGAAAUGGACGAAGUUGAAGAAGAUGGUGGUAAUGUUAAAAAGACAUCAUUCCCACAAAUUACUAUAGAGGAUACUGCCGAUGAACAAAUUAGAAAGGUCACUAUACCAUUUAACAGAAUUGCACCAUUAAAAGCCAACUGGCAACAAAUUUACGAACCAAUCGUUACACAUCUUAAAUUACAAAUUAGAAUGAACACAAAAACAAGAAAAGUAGAAAUUAAAACAUCAAAAUCAACUAAAGAAACCUCAUCACUUCAAAAAGCUGCUGAUUUUGUUCACGCAUUUUCACUUGGUUUCGAUGUUAAUGAUGCUGUUGCAAUUUUAAGAUUAGACGAUUUAUAUAUAGAUUCAUUUGACGUUGAAGAUGUCAAAAUUUUAAAGGGUGAUAAUUUAUCUCGUGCUAUUGGUCGUGUUGCUGGUAAAGAUGGUAAAACCAAAUUCACAAUCGAAAAUGUUACAAAAACUAGAAUUGUUUUAGCUGAUAAACGUAUUCAUAUUUUAGGUUCAUAUUCAAAUAUCAGAGUUGCUAAAGAUGCAAUUUGUGAUUUAAUUAUUGGUUCACCACCAGGUAAAGUUUAUGCCAAGUUAAGAACUGUUGCUAGUCGUAUUAGCGAAAGAUUCUAG
Dictyostelium purpureum is the source of this 711-nucleotide messenger RNA. RefSeq lists its product as uncharacterized. The transcript is spliced from 4 exons. Lineage: Eukaryota; Evosea; Eumycetozoa; Dictyosteliales; Dictyosteliaceae. The record is from RefSeq and is a predicted model, not a curated record. Gene Ontology annotation, molecular function: RNA binding. Gene Ontology annotation, cellular component: nucleolus. Bases 1 to 711 code for a protein of 236 amino acids.